Messenger RNA from Suncus etruscus (white-toothed pygmy shrew), 948 nucleotides. RefSeq names its product leucine rich repeat containing 20 (gene LRRC20). The record is from RefSeq and is a predicted model, not a curated record. Gene Ontology annotation, molecular function: protein binding. Lineage: Eukaryota; Metazoa; Chordata; Mammalia; Eulipotyphla; Soricidae. The transcript is spliced from 5 exons. Bases 1 to 687 code for a protein of 228 amino acids.
AUGAUUGUCCUGGAAACCAAACUGGAGGAUAAUUGUGUCUUCCUGCUACCCUGUUGGAUGUCUUUCUCCUCACCCUCCAAAGAGGAGCUCACUGAUGCUGGGCACACGUCCCAGAGGCUAGGGGCACCCCAUCUUCACAGAUGUGCAGAGCAAGGGGUGCAGAUUCCUCUCAUCCUAGCUCAGUGCGGCUUGGAAGUGGAGGGCCAAAGCAGUGGUCCUGUCCACGUGAGUGGCACAGCCUUUGCCCACAGCCCCACCCUGUUGCCCAGCUCCCUGUCCUCCCAGUGCCCAGGCAGCAAGGAGGCCACUGGUGCAAGCCAAGGGUCCUUGUGCCCCUCUUCACUCUCAGCACCCACACCCACAGAGCUGCGCCUGAACGGGAACCUUUUGCACCGGCUUCCCAGCGAGAUCAGCUACCUGCAGCAUCUCAAGAUCAUUGACCUAUCCCGGAACCAGUUCCAAGAUUUCCCCGAACAGCUCACUACGCUGCCUGCACUGGAGACCAUCAAUCUGGAGGAGAACGAGAUUGUGGAUGUGCCCGUGGAGAGACUGGCUGACAUGGCCACCCUGCGUUGUGUCAACCUUCGCUUCAAUCCUCUGAGCGCCAACGUGCGUGUCAUUGCACCACCCCUCAUCAAGUUUGACCUGCUCAUGACUCCUGAGGGUGCCCAGGCCCCCCCACCCUAGGCACCCCUCUUAAGGUUGCCCAGCUAGGAAUAGAGAGAAAGAUCCUGGCACCCAUGGGAAGGGAACUGCAAAUGCCCAUGGUAGGCCUAGCUUAGGGGUUUGUGGGGGUGAUGGGCUAGCUUAGAUGGACUUGGCAUGGGCUGGCUUAGAGCACAGGUGGAACCCUGAGUUCCCAGGGGAAGGAGCCCCAUCUAGGCACUCACAGCUUCUGUGUGAACUUGACCAUCACCACCCACUCUCUCUGAGCCUUGUGUGAGGGAA